AAGAUAGCACAGUUCUUUAUAUAAUGAAGCAACCAGGAUUGUUGAAUACAUUUCUGGUGGAGCCGGCACGAUGAAGUUCAUUAGUCUACUCGCAUUGUUGCUUGUGUCCGCUGUGGCACUUGCAAACGGUGAUCCUGUAGAAGCUGAGCAGUGUGAUCCGGAAGCUUGCAAGCUUCCAACCUGCAGAUGUUCCAGCCAAGCCAUUCCUGGAGGUUUGGCCCCCAGAGACACUCCACAGUUCGUCACUGUUACCUUCGACGAUGGUGUCAAUGUGAACAACAUCAUGACCUACCGUGACAUCCUGUACAACCGAGUGAACACCAACGGCUGCCCCGCAGGAGCUACCUUCUACGUCAGCCAUGAGUACACCAACUACGUCCUCGUCAAUGAACUCUACAACCGCGGUUUUGAAAUCGCUCUCCACUCCAUCACCCAUCAGACUCCUCAAACCUACUGGCAAGAAGCCACUUAUGAUGACAUUAAGAAGGAAAUAGCUGACCAGAGAGUCCAAAUGGCUCAUUUCGCCAAUAUCCCCCUUGAUUCCAUCAAAGGCGUGCGUCUUCCCUUCCUCCAAUUGGCUGGAGACAACAGUUUCAAAGUUAUGGCUGAUUAUGGUUUGGAGUACGACUGCUCCUGGCCCACUACCACUCAAACCAACCCUGGACUCUGGCCCUACACUCUGGACUACAGGUCUACCCAGGACUGCGUUGUACCACCCUGCCCAACCUCUUCCAUUCCUGGAGUCUGGGUCAAGCCUAUGAUUGCAUGGUCUGAUCUUCAAGGAGUCGCUUGUUCCAUGGUGGAUGCUUGUUUCUUCAUUCCCGACCGCAACAAUGAGGAAGACUGGUUCCAGUUCAUCCUAACUAACUUCGAGAGGCAUUACUUCGGUAACCGCGCUCCCUUCGGCUUCUUCGUCCACGAAGCCUUCAUCUCUGCCUACCCCGCUGUUCGCCGUGCUUUUGUCCGAUUCAUGGAUGUCAUCAACAACUUGGAAGACGUCUUCAUGGUUAACGCUCACGAGGUCGUUGACUGGGUAAAGAACCCUGUUCCAGUUGAUGAGUACAAGAAACAAAGCUGUCGCAGCUUCAUCCCAACCCACUGUUCCGCUAGUAGCUGUUCUGCUACCGCUAGCCACAAUGGAAUGACGUACUGGAUGCAACUCUGCAACGUGUGCCCGAAUGUCUACCCAUGGUUGGGCAAUCCUCUGGGACAGUAAACACAUUGACUUUAAGGUUAUUCAAAAAUAAAAAUUAUCUAAAAUUCUA
This is a messenger RNA of Spodoptera frugiperda (fall armyworm), 1265 nucleotides long. RefSeq names its product chitin deacetylase 8 (gene Cda9). NCBI's taxonomy places the organism in Eukaryota, Metazoa, Arthropoda, Insecta, Lepidoptera, Noctuidae. Gene Ontology annotation, biological process: carbohydrate metabolic process. The record is from RefSeq and is a predicted model, not a curated record. Gene Ontology annotation, molecular function: hydrolase activity, acting on carbon-nitrogen (but not peptide) bonds. The transcript has 6 exons. The coding region runs from base 71 to 1216 and encodes 381 amino acids.